Molecule: messenger RNA, 1250 nt
Organism: Cheilinus undulatus (humphead wrasse)
Lineage: Eukaryota; Metazoa; Chordata; Actinopteri; Labriformes; Labridae
Product: SLAM family member 8
Exons: 7
Coding region: 34-1041 (335 amino acids)
Source: RefSeq, a predicted model, not a curated record
GAAGAGGAAACAGACGUUCCUCUUGCCACAAAGAUGGCUGGUGGUCGUUUGCAUAGCUUGAGCCUCGUCUUCAAGUGCAGCAUCGUGCUCUUUUCUUGGAUGUGUCUUCACGAUGUGGAGGCUUUCAGUUGUCAACAUGUCAUCCAUAAAAAAGUUGGAGACUCUGUGGAGCUGUUAUCAUGCCUGCCAACAGAAGGCGUCACUGCAGCAAAGUGGAGAUAUGGAGUAUCAGUAAUUGCAGACAAAUAUAGGACUGUUGAUGAAAAACAUUUUAAGGGCAGAUUAGAGUUUGACCAUACAAACUUUAGUCUGACAAUUAAAGAGCUGACUCAGCAGGAUUCUGGUGAAUUCAUUUUUAGCUCAGAUGGAAAAACACAAAAUCCAACAGUCACAGUCACCCUGAAAGUUCACGAGUCUAUAACCCACCAGCCUGAUGUGACUGGAAACUCCACCUGGAACUCCUCCACCAACUCAUGUACAGUUUUACUGGAGUGCAGUUCAGACUCUCACAGUGACAUCAGCUACAACUGGACUGUAGAGCGCAAAACCAGUAAUGGGUCCAGGCUGCAGUACAUCAUCAGGACACAGGAUAAAGACACCGAGUUCAACUGUACCAUCUACAAUCCUGUCAGCAAGAUGUCGACAUCCAAAACAGUGAAGUGCAGCGAGGAUACACAAAAAAUAACCAAAGAUGAUAAAAACCCAGUAAACCUCCUUAUUGCCAUCAGUGUGGUUGGAGUAGUACUGAUGAUUAUCAUCGUUGCUGUCAUAGCUGUCGCUUGGCACUGCAUACAAAGUAAAGCAGGCAGUGAUCCAGAGGACCACACCGUGUACGCCGACAUCACUGAGGUUACAACUGAAGAUGGGAUGAAGCCAUGCUCAGUGUACGAAACAAUCGAUAACAUAGACAAUCGAGUCACGCGAAACACCCAAGUCACUCAGUACAAUCAGGUCACGACUCGGGCUGAUACUGUUUAUGACAAGAUCCAGCUCGAGCGUCUGAGGAAGAUGUCCAUUUCACCCUACCAAGAGAUUUCCUAGAAAAGCUUGAACUGAGUAAAUAUUCUUUGAGCUUCAAAGCAAGACAGACUGAGGGAAAAAUGCACAGGAGAAAAACCACAGAGUCAUGCUUUUGUACAUUUUUAUUAGUAAUCCUGCUGUUGAAUUUCAGGCCCUGGAGCUAAUUAUCAUCUCUGCACCAAUGUCCAACAAAAGUGUAAAUACUGUAAAUAAAGAGUUUAUCAUUCAAA